AUGUCGCACCUGCCUCCGACACGCAAUACCAUUCGCGCACCCGAUUUCCCAUGGGCAUCGAUCGGAGGUAGGUGGAUGUUAGGGCUAUGCGAUGCGGUGCUAACCACAGACGAGCUGGUCGCGUGGCUGAUUGGCAUCGUCCCCUGCUUGCGAUGCGAAAGCGUUGAAGACUAUCUUCGCAAGCUCGUGCGACGUUCCGCUGGGGAGCUACUACAAGCGAUUGAGGACUACGAACAGCACGGCCGAGUAGCCCGACCCACAUGCGAGUGCCCCGACCGCAAUUUACGCCGCUCCAAUCGUGCCCCCUCACCGCCGCCCGCAACAUGCAUCCUGUCCGAAGAGUCGAGUUGGCCGUUCGAUCUCCAAAGUCCCUCUGAACAGGCUCUGCAUUGGAUCAAGCAGCGCUUGCAAGAGCGCCGCGUCUUGGAGAAGAUGAAGACCGCAUGGACAGCUUACUGUCCCCAGGCCAUCCUGAGCUUCGUACCGCAAGCUUCAUUUAGGAACAGUACAGCGGCAGACCCUGGGUGCAAUCCUCAAACGACAUUCGGACCCUGCGGUGACUACGGAGUCGUCCUCAGGCUACUCUCUGAAGACAUCGGAAAGCAGAAGCCAGCAGAGACGCGGUGGCAUGCGUUCUUGGAACGACCAGGCCCUUGUGUCGCAGACACCACCCUCAGUGGCGUCUUGGAUGAACAACGUGACUCGGAAAAGCGGCCCACCGAUGCCCAUCCCGGUCUCACCCUUAGUCACGUUGUUGCCACCAUGGUCAUGGAUGCAGGCUUCCACGACGAAGACGCUCUGGCUGUCUUCGGCGGCUCCCGUCACUAUACCGUGGAGGUGCACCCCUUCAGGACUUCGCCUUCUGGGGCUACGUCAAUGCUACCCCACACCACACAGUGCAUCAGCCAGCCUACGACCCUAAAUGACAUCUGCGGCGUGACAGUCUUGUUUCUCGGCUGCUUGGCCCUCAAGAAUGAAGAAGCCUGUGAUAAGCUCCUAGACAUGAGGGAUACUGGAGCCGCUAUCCUGAAGGAUCUGUCCGACGGUCAAGUCGACGGCGUGCUUGGAGACAGAGUGCUUGCGCGCCUCAGGAGGCUCUUCUCAUCAGCAAUGGGUAUGGAGACAGUAUGGACUAUUGACGCAUUAAGCUGUCGUUUAUUCACCUGGGCUACCUUCUGGCUUCGGCAGCCCAGUCAGAAGCAAGAAAGGAGCCUCUCGCCGGACGGGCGCUUCACAUUCGAUAUCACCGUCUGCGCUAUCUUCCAGCUCUGGAACAAUUCGAUCAACUCUUGUGGGGACAGACUGUUCACUCCCGAUACGACAGAGGGCUGGGAAGAUACAGCUGAGGUGACGGGGAUGGGGGUUCUAUACGGCUGCGCCGUCGCAAUUGCCUGCAUUCGCUGUCUCAAGGAUAUUGGGCGAGACACAGACUGUGAACAUCCCGAGUCUGAUUUCGAUACAGCCCCAUCCAGCUUCGCACUGUCACUCUUUAAGGCCGCGUUCCAGGUCCAUCCUUCCCAGUGUUCCGAGACUGUUCUGAUCGGGCAGCUGGCGGCUCUCAUCGUGGAAGACGGCACACCUCUGUCCCAGGACAUCGACGCUCAAUGGUCCACCGUUCUAUCGUUGUGUUAUGGACUGCAAAAUGUACGCCGCAAUCUUCAAGCAAUCAGCAAGCACUAUGAGCAGCAAGUGGACGGCCGCCGCCUCUUCCGAGCUUUCCGACAAAGUUUCUCUUGCAUUAUCCGACCAUACUCAGAGGUGGCAAGUUAUCGUAGCGACCACUUCUUCCACCCCGAUCAGCCAAGCUCUGCAAUUAAGCUCGACAAGUACCGCUUUCUUGGCGACGGGAAGGUUACGCACUACAAUCCAGCGUAUGGAAAGACAAUCUUCCAGGAUCUUGCCUCUCAGCGGCUUGAGUGGUCCGACCAGCCCAAAAGCCCGGGGCACAAAUCACGCCUGCGAGAUAUCGACCUCUUCUCGUCGUUGAGACGUCUAGAUCUCGCUUUUCGGGAUGGUAUGGACUCUAAAACUCAGGACGCCGGUUCAGAUUUGAAGGAAUCUCCUCCUUCUCCCAUGAGCCUGUCCAUAUCUUCAGAUCCCACAGCUGAAGAUCGCUCUCCAACCGGCUUGCGUCAGAUGCUCGCUAGAUUCAGACGCCCCUCUCCAAGCAAUCAGCCUAGACCCACUAGAUCACCGCCUUCCUCACCAACUCCAGAGACAAUCUCUUUGAUCAGCUCUUCGGACGGUGUCUCCUAUUGCGCGGAGUCUCCGUCGGGCUCAGAUGGUUCCGACAAUGCCCCUAUCCUCCCUUACUCAUCACUACUACGGACAUCUUCUGGCUCGGACAUCAGCCAGCGUGAACGGCAUGCUUCACUAAGCAGUCACCUCCAUGCGCAUAGUGCAGAUGAGGAGGAGGCGAUGGAAGAGGCCAACUCUAUCCGUUCCGAAGCUUCGGGGACCAGCUUCAGACCUUCGGCUACACAUUACAUAUCGCCGGAAUUGGAGUUGGCAGAAGAGCAUGUCUUGAUCAAGUCUGUGUCGAAUCCGACGAUCGACUCAAGCCUCGAAAAACGACGACGGAACCUGCAGCCUAAGACGUCGAUGUCCUCCUCUGAAGUAGAACUUAACCGGGACAAGCAUCACUCGGCAGCGGAAGCAGGCAUGCUGACGCCUGUGGCGGCUUCUAUCCGGAGCACGCCGGAGACGACUGAACCAGUGCUGUCUCAGAAGAGAAUCAAUGCCUGGGAUUCCUUGGACGCAGCUUCGCAGUAUCAUCUGAUGACGGCCACUCCGAUGUCAGACACACUCUCCACGUCGGCCCCUUCCCCACCGCCUUCCAUCCCUCCCGAGCUCGAAUCACCGGGUAGCCCCCCGCCUCCACCCUCUGCCUCGCUUCCACCAUCAACUCAGGAGCUCACAAUCACAAUACCUACUUCUCCGGACGCAGCGUGGGUCCCUCUGCCCGUGUCAUUCCCGCCAGCAUGUCCCAAGCCUGCAGCAUCCCCCUCAUCUCCUAAUUCGCCACUACCGCCCGCCAGCCCCCAGCCGCCUCCUGCACCUCCUCCGGCUAUGUUUCCGCGGCCAUCUGAGCGCCCCCUUCCUCGACCGCCGAUUGCACUUUCUGAAACAUCGUCAGCCCCACCAACAUACUCAGAGAGCGUGAGAUCCACAACAUUCUCUGACUUCUCUUCAUACCAACCGGCUACUGGGGCGCUCGUCCUUCUGACGGUUGCCAUGCUUGCGCCGUCGUCGUUCUCUGGGCCUCUCAUCCUUGUCGUUCUGCUGUUCUAUUUUGCGCCAUCUAGGACUGGCGUCCAGCGUCUGUCCGCAGCCGGGGCGCCAGCUGCCAGGCCCCACCCGAAGACGUGA
Trichosporon asahii var. asahii CBS 2479 is the source of this 3369-nucleotide messenger RNA. RefSeq lists its product as uncharacterized. The record is from RefSeq and is a predicted model, not a curated record. The transcript has a single exon. Lineage: Eukaryota; Fungi; Basidiomycota; Tremellomycetes; Trichosporonales; Trichosporonaceae. The coding region runs from base 1 to 3369 and encodes 1122 amino acids.